Bombyx mandarina (wild silkworm) is the source of this 1514-nucleotide messenger RNA. Its product is annotated as zinc finger protein OZF-like. The record is from RefSeq and is a predicted model, not a curated record. NCBI's taxonomy places the organism in Eukaryota, Metazoa, Arthropoda, Insecta, Lepidoptera, Bombycidae.
GAAUUUGUGGCCUAAAUGAAGCAUCGCUUCGUUGCUUCUUCGAUCUAAUUACCCUAAACUAUUAACUUGGAGUUGGAGGAGACGUAAACAGCGCGGAGCCCUCAAUAAAAAACUAAUGAUAUUUAUACCGAAACGCGAGACCGGUACGGAGAGAGAAAAAAAACGUAUAUUAUUCUUAAAGAAAACGAGCUGUCACGCCGCCACCGUUAAGGAGAUUUUGAGGCACACAAACGCUACACCGAUUGGCCGGUCGCAUGUCGUCGGCUUCUGCUGUUGUUACUGCAAGGAACGCUUCCCGAUACCGGCGCUCCUCAAGGAGCACACGCUGACAACGCAUUCCGACACAACCGACGCGGUAUUCAUGAAGAAAUCACUAAAAGAGUUCGCCGUCAAACUAGACAUAACGUCGCUCCGGUGCAAGAUUUGCGGCAAUAAGCUGGAGUCCAUUAUGGAAUCCGUGGACCAUUUGAAAGAGAUACACAAAAAGAACACCUCCCCGGAUUACAUAAGACACGUAAUACCGUUUAAAUUUGAUACCGACAAAUACCAAUGCUGCAUGUGCUCGGCGGAGUUCGCGAAGUUCCAAACGCUGCAAAUGCACAUGCACACGUCGCACUUCAAGAACUUCGAGUGCGCGGUCUGCAGCGCGGGCUUCAUCAACGAACGCCAAUUGGGCUAUCACAUGAAGAAUCAUGCGAUCGGCGAGUUCCGAUGCAAGCAUUGCCCCAAAGUUUACGACACGGAGACCAAAAGGAAGAGCCACGAGCGAUCGCAUUUCGACGCGAAUUGCCACAAGUGUCCAUACUGCGGGCAGGGGUUCGUGAACAACAGAUAUAAGUGGAAACACAUAUCCGAAAGCCACGACGUUCCCUUGCCCACGUACAAAUGCAAAGCCUGCGACAGAACCUUCACGGAGUCAACCCUGUACUACAUUCAUCUGAAGCGGGAUCACCUCAUGGACCGACCGCACGACUGCGAGCAGUGUGAUAAGAAAUUCUUCACGAAAUUCGCUUUGAGGAAGCACAUGCUCUCGCACACAGGCGAAAGGGCGUUUCAGUGCAAAGUGUGCUUUAAGGCUUUCGGAAGAAGGAGCACUUUGACGGAGCAUUUGAGGAUACAUAAUAACGAUCGGAGGUUCAAGUGUGAGCGAUGCGGCCAGGCUUUUGUGCAGAAGUGCAGUUGGAGGGGUCACAUGAGGAACAAACACGGAGUGGACGUGCAAUAAAUAUGCCUAGUGUCAGGCUUUGGGCAGAGUUGUAGUUGGAAGGGUCUCAUGAGAAACAUACAGGGGAUGGACGUGCAAUACAUAUGUCUAGUGUCAGACUUUGGGCAGAAGUGUAGUUGGAAGGGUCACAUGAAGAACAAACACGGGAUGGAAGUGCAAUAAAUGUGUUUAAUGUCAGGCUUUGUGCAGAAGUGCACUUGGAAAGGUCACACGAGGAACAAAAAUGGAAUGGAAGUGCAAUAAAUGUGUUUAGUGUCAGACUUUGAGCAGAAGUGUAGUUGGAAGGGUC